Onychostoma macrolepis is the source of this 855-nucleotide messenger RNA. RefSeq lists its product as uncharacterized. The transcript has 4 exons. The record is from RefSeq and is a predicted model, not a curated record. Lineage: Eukaryota; Metazoa; Chordata; Actinopteri; Cypriniformes; Cyprinidae. Bases 1 to 846 code for a protein of 281 amino acids.
AUGAAGGCUAGAUUCUGUUGUGAUCGUCAGACUUUAAAGAUGAGCAUCUGGCUGAUGAUGAUCUGGGUGUCUCACAUUGUGGGAACAGCGGCAAAGCCGUUCAUUGUAACACAGUGGCCGACAGUGGCUGAGGUGAUGGCUGGAGAAGAUGUCAUUUUAAACUGCAGCAUUGUAGAGCUGUACUCCCCGUGUUCAACAGUGGCUUGGCUGAGAGUCGUUCCCGAGAACGCAACGAUCAGCCUCACCGACAGACUUCAGAUCGAUCCUCAUCACUCGUCCAACCAGUGGACCAGUAUUUGUACUGCUGUUAUCACCAAUUCAACGGUGCAUGACUCCAGUAUGUACUACUGCGCAGCUGUGCAAAGCCGCUUUGCUCACAUCGGUAAUGGAUCCAGAGUCAUUGUGAAAGAACACACUGUGUUUCCUGUUAUUGAUAUUCUUACGCCGCUGAUCAGGAACGGUCCUUUGGUCCCUCUUCAGUGUGUUGUGAAUGGGGUCAAGGCUUCUCGGGUUCAUAUGUUCUGGACUGUGGAGGGGAGAAAAGAGAAAGGACAGCCAGUUUUGACACAUGGGAACAAUGGUGCCAUCCAGAUCUCUAGGAACCAGAUCCUGAUUACUGCUGAGGAGUGGGAAAGGAAAGUGCAGUGUGUGUGUGUAGUGGAGUUUGGAGGACAGCUCUAUACCAAGACCCUUCAGCCACAUGAUGCACCAGAUGUGUGUUAUGCUGUAAAAUACACAUAUCUGUCUGUCUGCUUAAUUUUUGGUCUCCUGCUUCUGGUAACAGUGAUUGUUUAUCUGCUGGGACGGAAAACCUUCCUUAUGAUAUGUGUAUGCAAAAACAUAUAGUUUUAAAGA